GUCGAAGGCCAACCCCUGGGAUCGAACCACAGCUGAGCUAAUGUUUGACCACGUUUUUUUUUUUUUGUACACAAAUAUAAGGCUCACGUUUCCUUUGAGUGAGACACAUCUAGAAGCACAUUGCCCGUCACUGCCUUUUGAUCAACAGAGCAAAACAGGAGAUAAAACCGCAAUCAGUUAGGAUGAUCUGGUGCCUGUGCUUGCUUUAUGUAGCAGUGGGGUUCGGACCCGUCCACGCAGCCUCCAUCAAGAGGCCGGGAAGAACAGAAGACGUUAAUGUUCUCAUGUACGGCGUGAUUCAGUUUGGCGAGUCCUUGAACUACGUGUUGGAAACCACCGAGGCCAAGAUGGCUGAGAUCGGGCGGACUCUGAAGGGCCACGAAGGUGCUCUGAGGCGGCUGGGGGAGCAGAUGAGGCAGGCGGCUGAGGUGAAGGAACAGAUCAAGGGAGUGAUAGAGCUGUUGCUGGACCAGAUGUCCAAGCAACAAGCUCAUACCAAGAUAACAGAAGGUCAGCUGGCCCGGAUGGAGCAGGAAGAGGUGGCGCUUGGGACCAAAGUAAAAAGCCUGGAGUCAUAUCUUAACAACAUGUUCCCCACCAGCAUCAAAGAUCUGCAGGAGAGAGCCGCCUUGAACGGCAACAUCUUGAAAGGUCUUCAACAUUUGACGCAGUUUCAAAAAGAGAAAAUUGAGAGCCAAAACGAGCAGAUCUCGACGCUGCAGAGGAUGGUGAGUGGUAUAUGUGUAUAUGGUAGUCUUCAUUGAGCGGGGGUUAUUUAUGCUUUUCUUGUCUUCCAGAGUGAAGCUUUGUGAAGAAAAGCAACAAAACAAGUUCACCAGGACUAUCAACAUUGUCAGCACUGGACCCUCACAGCACUCCCUUUCACCUGUGCAAUGCUUUCCAAUGCACACUAGAAUGUUUUGGGUUUUGUUUUUUGCUGCAACUUACAUCUGUUUCUCAUGCAACACUGCAAUAUGUACAGUAUGUUAUUUGCACUGAGCCUUAGAAGCAUUGAUUUUUUAUUAGAAUUAUUAACAUGUAGGGCUGCACAGCAGUCGAGUGGUUAGCGCGCAGACCUCACAGCUAGGAGACCCGUGCUCAAUCCCACCCCCGGCCAUCUCUGUGUGGAGUUUGCAUGUUCUCCCCGUGCAUGCGUGGGUUUUCUCCAGUUUCCUCCCACAUUCCAAAAACAUGCUAGGUAAAUUGGCAACUCCAAAUUGUCCAUAGGUAUGAAUGUGAGUGUGAAUGGUUGUUUGUCUAUAUGUGCCCUGUGAUUGGCUGGCGACCAGUCCAGGGUGUACCCCGCCUCUCGUCCAAAGACAGCUGGGAUAGGCUCCAGCAACCCCCGCGACCCUUGUGAGGAUAAGCAGUAGAAAAUGAAUGAAUGAAUGAAUGAUCAUGUAGGGCUGCACAACGGUCGAGUGGUUAGCGCGCAGACCUCACAGCUAGGAGACACGAGUUCAAUCCCACCCUCGGCCAUCUCUGUGUGGCGUUUGCAUGUUCUCCCCGUGCAUGCGUGGGUUUUCUCCGGGUACUCCGGUUUCCUCCCACAUUCCAAAAACAUGCUAGGUUAAUUGGCGACUCCAAAUUGUCCAUAGGUAUGAAUGUGAGUGUGAAUGGUUGUUUGUCUAUAUGUGCCCGCCUCUUUGCCCAAAGACAGCUGGGAUAGGCUCCAGCACCCCCCACGACCAAUGUGAGGAUAAGCGGUAGAAAAUGAAUGAAUAUUAACAUGUAAUUAUAAACUAUUUUAUUAUAGUAUAUUGUCAUUUAGGUAUUUUUUGGUAUGUGCAGUACACAUUGUAAUGCACGGUGUGUCUAUUUGAAAUUAAUAAUACAGUGUGGUCUUUCUUUCUCACACUAAGACAAGUGAAUAAAUAAAUAAAUAAAUUAUUAA
Doryrhamphus excisus (bluestripe pipefish) is the source of this 1894-nucleotide messenger RNA. The record is from RefSeq and is a predicted model, not a curated record. Lineage: Eukaryota; Metazoa; Chordata; Actinopteri; Syngnathiformes; Syngnathidae.